CACUCGGUGAAGUGUAACGUUGGUGUGAAUUAUAUAAUUUUGGGAACCCGUUUUAUUGUUGAGUUUGAGAUUAUGGAGCGCUGGAAUGGGCGUGUCGCCGUGGUGACCGGUGCUAGUUCCGGUAUCGGUGCAGCGAUCGUGAAGGAUCUAGCAAAGGCUGGUAUGGUGACCAUCGGUUUGGCACGUCGUGUCGAACGAAUCGAGGAACUACGAAAGGAUCUACCGGAAAAGGCGGCCAAAAGGCUGCACGCGAUCAAGUGUGAUGUUUCGAAUGAAGCGGAUAUCGACGCUGUCUUCAAGCAGGUGGAGGAUCAGUUUGGUGGCUGUGAUGUGCUGGUCAAUAAUGCCGGAAUUCUUCGAGUGAAACCCCUCCUAGAGGUGGGCAACACAAGCGACAUUAAGGCAGUGCUGGACACCAACGUUACCGGGUUGGUGCUGUGCAGCCAACGGGCGUAUCAAUCGAUGGUGAAGCGAUCGGUCGAUGGCCACAUCGUGCACAUUAGCAGUAUUGCGGGACACGGGGUCCCAAGUGUCCCCAACAUGAAUGUCUAUCCAGCAUCGAAGCACGCCGUCAGGGCCAUCACGGAGACGAUGCGUCACGAGAUGCGAGAUGCUGGCAAGAAGAUUAAAGUGACGAGCAUUAGCCCGGGUGCAGUGAAAACGGAAAUCUUGGAUGGAAUGAAUUUGCCAGCAGAUAUCAAUCUGCUACAGUCGGAAGAUAUUUCGGCUGCCGUGCUGUACACGCUGGGAACACCACCUCACGUUCAAGUACAUGAAAUCAUGAUUAAACCUUUAGGCGAAUUUUAUUAAUCCAACGGAGGACCCAUUGUCUACACCAUGACGGCAACACUCGAAUGUAGUUUUUCUCGAGAAUGCUUUGUCUAACGUCAUGCAAAUGUGUUAUACAUUUUGUUUUGUGAAAACCGCAAAUCAAUAAAAAGCUUC
Messenger RNA from Anopheles darlingi, 945 nucleotides. Its product is annotated as farnesol dehydrogenase-like. The coding region runs from base 73 to 810 and encodes 245 amino acids. The record is from RefSeq and is a predicted model, not a curated record. Gene Ontology annotation, molecular function: oxidoreductase activity. NCBI's taxonomy places the organism in Eukaryota, Metazoa, Arthropoda, Insecta, Diptera, Culicidae. The transcript has 2 exons.